AUGGCAACUGCUCUCGUGACAUCCUCUGUGGCCGCGAACUCCGCUUGCAUGCGGUUGCCUAACAUGCCCCUGAGGCUUGCACCCGCCACCGUCUCCUUCCCCUCUCGUCCAUGGUCAGCCGCACUAACCUCGUGCACUGGAUUGUCGCGGCACUCUGACGUGGUUGCCGCCGCGGGGCACCAGAAGUUGAUGGGAUCUUUGACCAGCAACGAGGGGCUCAGGUUUGGGGUGGUUGUGGCACGGUUCAAUGAGGUUGUGACAAACUUGUUACUGCAGGGUGCUCUUGAAACUUUCGAGCGAUACUCUGUUAAAGCAGAAAAUAUAACAGUUGUUAGUGUUCCUGGAAGCUUUGAAGUUCCUAUAACAGCACAAAAGCUUGGGAAAUCUGGAAAAUUUGAUGUGAUUCUGUGCAUUGGAGCUGUGAUUAGAGGUGACACAACCCACUAUGAUGCUGUUGCAAACUCAGCUGCAUCAGGUGUACUCAAUGCUGGAUUAUCUGCUGGUGUUCCUUGUGUAUUUGGUGUUCUAACGUGUGAAGACAUGGAUCAGGCGCUAAACCGUGCUGGUGGCAAGGCUGGUAACAAGGGUGCUGAAGCUGCUCUUACUGCCGUAAGAAUCGUCCUGGGUUUCGUCAAUGAGCAAAACAGGCCAUUGAAUUCACAGAAUGCAGCUGAUGCACUACAGAAGUUUAAUCUUAAGAAGACUGCAGUACAAAAGGCACUGGAUGCAUUGGCUGACAGUGGACAGAUUUCCUUCAAGGAGUAUGGCAAGCAGAAAAUUUACAUUGCUCGGCAAGAUCAAUUUGAAAUUCCAAAUAGCGAAGAACUUGAGGAGAUGAAGAAAACAAAUGCCAAGUUACAGGAAGAACUCGCGGAUCAAAAGAAAGCAAUUAGUGAGGUUGAAUCUGAGGUACGAGGUCUGCAGUCAAACUUGACAUUGGCAGAGGUUACGUCAAAGCAGACUAAAUUACAAAGCGAAGUCCAGGAAAUGGAAGAGAAACUAACUAAAUUGCGUAGUGGUGUUACCUUGGUGAAACCUGAGGACAAGAAGAUCAUUGAGAAUUCCUUUGCUGAGAAAGUUAACCAAUGGAAAAAGCGGAAGAGGAUGUUCAAGGAGCUUUGGGAUAAUAUUACUGAGAAUAGUCCAAAAGAUCAGAAGGAAUUCAAGGAAGAACUUGGUCUCGAGUACGAUGAAGAUGCUGAUGUGAACCUGCAGUCUUACUCUGACAUGCUAGCAAGUCUCAACAAAAGGCGAAAAUUUUCCCGUUGA
Messenger RNA from Miscanthus lutarioriparius, 1269 nucleotides. The record is from the annotation of a GenBank genome assembly. NCBI's taxonomy places the organism in Eukaryota, Viridiplantae, Streptophyta, Magnoliopsida, Poales, Poaceae.